Messenger RNA from Phragmites australis (common reed), 1862 nucleotides. RefSeq lists its product as uncharacterized. Lineage: Eukaryota; Viridiplantae; Streptophyta; Magnoliopsida; Poales; Poaceae. The transcript is spliced from 12 exons. The record is from RefSeq and is a predicted model, not a curated record. The coding region runs from base 184 to 1638 and encodes 484 amino acids.
CACGCUUUCGUGCCUCCUGCCCCUUGUGGUUCACAAGGCACCGAGCAGCAGUUGGUGGCUUGGGUGCCCAAAGCCACACACGCAUCGUGCAGUUGGUUCGGGGGGCCCCAGGUGUCAGCGCCACGCCACUCCCUGCCGUGUCUCCUCGGCGCUCGGAGUGAGCCAUAGGCGCGCCGGCAAGCGAUGGCCUCGCCGGCGGCGGCGACGCGGCACCCUUACCCCACCGUCCUCGCCUCUGCCCCACGCCGCCGGCUCCGACUCCGCCGCCGCGGUCAUUCACCUUCGAAACUGAGUUAUCAAAGCUUGGCUUCGCGGUUAAAGGUUAAUGCACUUUUUGGGUGGCUGAGGGGAGACACAACAACAUGUGAAUUGAUCCCUCCUGCUGAAUCAUAUACGCUCACAGGAUCGGCCUCAGAGGUAGGUACAAAACCACGUGAGGUGUCUAUUUCUGUUGUUUCUUCUAUCAUGGACAUCCGUGCUGCGGAUUGGGAUGCCUGUGCGUGUGAUCCAGCUGAUCCUGAAAAGUUUAACCCUUUUCUUACCCAUGCAUUCCUCUCAAGCUUAGAAGAAUCAGGUUCUGCAGUGAAGGAAACAGGUUGGUUACCUUUCCAUGUCGUUGCACGGGAUGAGGAUAAAAAUAUUAUAGGUGUUGUUCCGCUUUACCUUAAAAGCCAUUCUAGGGGAGAGUUUGUAUUUGAUAAUUCAUGGGCAGAAGCUUACUACAGCUAUGGCCUUGAAUACUAUCCGAAGCUACAGUCGUGCGUGCCUUUUACUCCAGUAACGGGUCAAAGAAUAUUACUUCGAAAUACAUCGUACCAGGAUCAUGUUUUUUAUGCGUUAGUCAAAGCUUUGAAGAGCCUGACUUCCAAGAUGAGCGUGUCAUCAUUACAUAUUACUUUUCCGUCCGAAGGUGAAUUCAGCAAAUUGAAGGAUAGUGGGUUGCUGCAAAGAAUUGGGAUGCAGUAUCACUGGAGAAAUCGAAAUUACAAAAGUUUUGAUGAGUUUCUGAUGGAUUUGAAGCAGCCCAAACGGAAGAAUAUCAGACAAGAACGCAAAAAGAUUACUGCUCAAAAUUUGAAAAUGAAGCGACUUCGUGGAGAUGAAAUAAAGAGCAGCCAUUGGGACACCUUCUAUAACUUCUACCGUAACACAACUGAUAAUCACUGGGGCAGACCAUACUUGACGCGGAAAUUCUUUCACCUCUUGGGAGAAAAGAUGGGGGACAAGGUGAUGCUUAUUGUUGCUGAACAUGACGAUAAACUUGUUGCUGGAGCGCUUAACCUUAUUGGAGGUGAUACAUUGUUUGGUCGCUUAUGGGGAUGCCUGCCAGAUGCUUAUUUCCCCAAUUUGCAUUUUGAAGCUUGCUAUUAUCAGGCAAUUGAAGCAGCCAUAGAGUUAAACCUGAGUAAGGUGGAGGCAGGUGCUCAGGGAGAGCACAAGAUCCAGCGUGGUUACCUCCCAGUGACAACUUACAGCUGCCACUACUUUUCAGAUCCUGGUUUUGCGGCAGCUAUUGGAAAUUUUCUUGCCCAUGAGACAGCUCAGGUUAAGCAUGUUAUUAAGGUCCUGCAUGAUUCGGGUCCAUACAAGGAAGACAUACUGAAAGAAUUUGCAGCUCAGCAAGACGAUGGCAUGUAAAACACUGAAGGGACUUGCUGCUUUGCAUAUUGUAUCAUAGAACUAGAAUCUUGCGUAGCACUAGGAAUACGGGCGAUCCCAUUCCCGUGCCUCCACAAGGAGCUGAUAUUUGUUGAAGUCUACGAACCUCACAUUUGUACAUUGCUAGGAAUGUAAAUAUUUAACAUUUAAACCUAAAAUCGUGGGCUUGAAAAGUCACAUCUGAACUCAGGCAUUCUAGUAUA